This is a messenger RNA of Osmia lignaria (orchard mason bee), 936 nucleotides long. It is a transcript of the gene mRpL11, whose product is annotated as mitochondrial ribosomal protein L11. Gene Ontology annotation, molecular function: large ribosomal subunit rRNA binding; structural constituent of ribosome. Gene Ontology annotation, cellular component: ribosome; mitochondrial large ribosomal subunit. Gene Ontology annotation, biological process: translation. Lineage: Eukaryota; Metazoa; Arthropoda; Insecta; Hymenoptera; Megachilidae. The record is from RefSeq and is a predicted model, not a curated record.
GUCCCACGUCCCACGGUUCUGGCAUCACUGGUAGGAGCCAGUGCAAUUAAAAGAUAUAUUUUUACCGUAAAUUCGUGUCGCUCUUAUUUCAUUAUUCCUUUCCCGUGGGACCUAGUACCCACAAGGGAUAAACUAGUAGCGUCAUCUAUUAAAAAGCAGCGGAAACUAUUUGCUAACUUAUCAAUUGAUUUCCUACAACUCGAUACACCACUGUUCAAACUAAUUUAAGGUUAAAUAUUCUGUAGGUAGAAAUUUGUAAAAAUGUCCAAACUAGUGAGUAAAGGACGUGGUACACUUAAGAAGAUACUACCAAAAGUGGAUCAUUCUUCACCCUUGCAGACAUAUAUUCCUGCAGGGUUGGCAAAUGCUAAGCCACCACUUGGAUCACAACUUGGACAGAGAAACAUUAAUGUGGCAAAUUUUUGCAAAGAGUUUAAUGAAAAGACAGCACAUAUAAAAGAGGGUAUACCUUUGCCAUGUCGUGUUAAAGUACAAGCUGAUGGAAGUUAUGAUUUAAUAAUUUACCAUCCACCAAGUUCAUUUUUCUUGAAACAAGCAGCUGGAAUUGCAAAAGGAAAAAUAAGUUCAGGAGAAGUAGCUGGCAAAAUAACAUUUAAACAUCUGUAUGAAAUUGCUUGCAUUAAAGCUCAAGAUCCACCAAUGGCAUUGCUGUCUUUAAAACAAGUUUGUGAAAUGCUCGUUGGUGUUGCCCGCUCUUGUGGUAUAAAAAUUGUACGUACUUUAGACCCUAAAGAACAUGAAGAAUUUAUGCAACAGAGGGAAGAAACUGUUCAACAGCACUUAGAAGAAUUACGAUUAGCUAAAGAAGCUAAGGUGCUCAGGGGAACUGCCUAACUGCUCUACCCAAUUAAUAAUCUGUAUAUAUUUAUGAUAAAUAUAGUAAUGUGCAUUUAUAUAUCAUAAUAUUAUAACAUU